This is a messenger RNA of Aureobasidium namibiae CBS 147.97, 1332 nucleotides long. RefSeq names its product aspartate aminotransferase. The transcript is spliced from 3 exons. Gene Ontology annotation, biological process: L-aspartate biosynthetic process. The coding region runs from base 1 to 1332 and encodes 443 amino acids. Gene Ontology annotation, molecular function: pyridoxal phosphate binding; L-aspartate:2-oxoglutarate transaminase activity. The record is from RefSeq and is a predicted model, not a curated record. Lineage: Eukaryota; Fungi; Ascomycota; Dothideomycetes; Dothideales; Saccotheciaceae. Gene Ontology annotation, cellular component: cytosol.
AUGGUUUCGUCUUUGACUCCUUCAGACCCUCAAUCUCGCCUUCAACAAAUCACAUCCCACAUAUCCCAUACAGACACAACCAUGGCCUCAUCUUUCGGAGCAGAUAUUGUACCCCAGGCACCUGAAGAUCCCUUGUUCGGAUUGAUGGCCGCUUUCCGCCGCGACACUGAUUCAAGCAAGGUCGACCUUGGUAUUGGAGCCUACAGAGACAACAAUGCAAAACCCUGGGUGCUACCCGUUGUGAAGAAGGCCGAUGACCUCCUUCGCCAGGACCCCAAUCUCAAUCACGAAUACCUUCCCAUCGCAGGUCUUGCCGACUUCACCACCGCUUCGCAGAAGCUAAUCUUUGGUGCUGACUCGCCUGCUCUCAAGGAGAAGCGCGCUGUCGCCCUGCAGACCAUCUCAGGCACUGGAGCCGUCCACUUGGGCGCUGCUUUCCUGGCCAAGUUCUACAACCCCUCGACCUCCGGGGCCAAGACCAUUUAUGUUUCCAACCCUACAUGGGCAAACCACAACCAGAUCUUCUCCAAUGUCAAGCUUCCCAUCAAGAACUACCCAUACUUCUCUGCCGAGACCAAGGGUCUUGACUUUAAGGGAAUGGUUCAGACGAUAGAGCAGGCUCCGGAAAGCAGCGUCAUCCUACUGCACGCUUGCGCUCACAACCCCACAGGUGUUGACCCUACUCAAGACCAGUGGAAGGAGAUCGCCUCGCUCAUGAAGAGCAAGUCUCAAUUCCCCUUCUUCGAUUGCGCAUACCAAGGUUUCGCAUCCGGUGACUUGAACAAGGAUGCUUGGGCCAUUCGUUACUUUGUCGAGCAAGGCUUCGAGAUGUUCGUCGCUCAGAGUUACGCAAAGAAUCUUGGUCUGUAUGGCGAGCGUGCUGGCUGCUUCCACUUUGUUACUGGUCCCGGCUCUAAUGCUGAGGACACUGCAACCCGUGUUGGUAGUCAGUUGGCUAUUCUCCAGCGUUCCGAGAUCAGCAACCCUCCCGCAUAUGGUGCUCGUAUUGCGUCGGUCAUUCUCAACGAUGAGAAGCUGUUCGCCGAGUGGGAGGAGAACCUUCGUGAGAUGAGCGGUCGUAUCAUCUCGAUGCGCAAGGCUCUCAAGGGCAAGCUCGACGAGCUGCAGACGCCUGGCAACUGGGACCACAUCAUCAACCAGAUCGGCAUGUUCAGUUUCACUGGCUUGUCCGAGAAGCAAGUGUUGAAGAUCAGAUCCGAUGCCCACGUCUACAUGACCAAGAAUGGCAGAAUCAGUAUGGCCGGUCUCAACACCAACAACGUCGACUACUUCGCCAAGGCUGUCGACAAGGUCGUUCGCGAAACCUCAUAG